Didymodactylos carnosus is the source of this 1302-nucleotide messenger RNA. Lineage: Eukaryota; Metazoa; Rotifera; Eurotatoria; Philodinida; Philodinidae. The record is from the annotation of a GenBank genome assembly.
AUGAUUGAAACAUGUUUAGAAUAUUAUCAGAAUAAUAAAAUCGAAUUAGAAAAAAUUAAAACUUUUCACGACACAUAUAAACCAGAAGAUGCUAUCAUAUGGUAUACCAAAGAUUCUUUCGUUUACCGUCUGAUUAAUAAAGCAUUAAGAACAGAAGAUAUUGAUCUUUUAUAUUUGUUUCGAUUUUACAUUGUUGAUCUGUGUUUGCAGCUGGAACAUGAACGUCUCUCUAUAACACCAUUAACAGUUUAUCGUUGUCAAAUUAUGUCACGUGAAGAGUUUGAACAAUUCGAAACAGGAAUGUUAAUUUCAACAAAUACAUUUUUUUCAACAACACGUAAACUAAAUAUUGCAUUAGCAUUUAUUUCUAAUGCAUUAAAUACAAGUGAACAAGUUGCCGUUUUAUUUGACAUUAAAAUUGAAUUUGGACUAACGUGUAUUGUUGUUUGUGAUGUUGAUAAAUAUAGUGAAAUGUCGGGCGAGAAUGAAAUUUUAUUUAGUAUUGGUACUGUUUUUAAAAUCAACUGUAUGACGUUUGAUAUGGACCAAAAUGCUUUUAAAAUCGUAAUGACAGCAACAGAUAACGGUUUCGAUAAAGUUCAAGAACAUAUCACAGCGACAUAUGAACAAUUUUCAUACAUGCAAAAACCAAUAUUAUUCGGACGUCUUCUGAUAAACAUGGGAGACUACUUAAAAGCCGAACGUUAUUACAAUUUGAUGUUAGAAUCGGUUGAAAAAGAUUCUUUAGAUGCAGCUGAUAUUAUACAUGAAACAGCUAAUAUUAAUUAUCUUAAAGGCCAGUUCACAAUCGCAUUAUUAAAGUACAAAUAUGCUUAUGAUAUUCGUAAAAAAUAUUUAUCUGAUACAAAUCAUCCAAACAUUGCUAAAUCACUUAUUACUAUUGGCAACGUUUUCUAUAAUAGUAAGAGUUAUGACUGUGCCAUUGAGAAAUAUAAACAAUCGCUUGCGAUUUAUCAUAGUAUUUAUAUGAAUGAGGAUCAUUCAAACAUUUCUAAAGUAUUAAUAAAUCUAGGUAAAGCAUACAUUGGUAAAAAUGAACAUAAAAUUGCUUUAGAUUAUUUAACAAAAGCAUUACAAAUAAGUCGACGUAUUUUACCAUUGAAUCAUCAAGAUAUUGGUGAAUGUUUCGAAGCUAUUGGCUUAGCAUAUAAAAGCCUUUCGGACUAUAGUACUGCACCCCAGUAUUAUAUUCAAGCAUUUGAUGUAUAUGCUGAAACUUUGCCAAUCGAACAUCGAAGGCUUUCUCGAGUAUUCAAUGGUAUUCUCGAUGUGAUAAUAUAA